This is a messenger RNA of Wallemia mellicola CBS 633.66, 2537 nucleotides long. RefSeq lists its product as hypothetical. The record is from RefSeq and is a predicted model, not a curated record. The transcript is spliced from 2 exons. Bases 1 to 1638 code for a protein of 545 amino acids. NCBI's taxonomy places the organism in Eukaryota, Fungi, Basidiomycota, Wallemiomycetes, Wallemiales, Wallemiaceae.
AUGAGUAGGAUCUGCAUACGCAGGCAGUCUACAUUAGAAACUAUCAUUAAUAGAGCCUCACAUUAUGCACAACCAACAAUAGAAGAUUUAGAAGUUCUCAAACCUCAACAAAUUCCUAUCGAGGAUGCUGACAAAACUCAACUUUAUCACAGUCUAUACAAAAGAGUCGAUGGCGCAUUCACGAAGGCGCAAUUACGGCAUUUGAUACGUGAGUUAUCCAUGCGUAGUCCGUCCAAAACAACGAAACACAAUCUGGUCGAUUCAUUACUAGCACGCUGGGGUGUACAUUCAGAAAGCUACAUAAAGAAGCAAAGGAUGGUUGAUCUUGCAAGGAAGAAAGAAUCAAGUGCUAUAUUGUCAUUACCUGAUCACGCUCUAUUUCUCCUUUUAGGCCAGGAUGGCCAAGGACACCAGCAGCUUCUCUCACCCAAGUUCGGUGUGAAAGUUGGUAUAAGGCGGGCUCCAAAAUUGGCAUUAUCUAUCACUGGUACACAUGAAGGUGUUGACGGUGCCAAGGCCUUCUUGCAGCGUUUCAUAGAAGAUGUGAAAGUUGUUGAUAUUCAAGCACAAAAUGCGGCACAGAUCCCACGCGCGGUCUUACUAGGUGUAUCCAGGAUAAGUAAUGCCUAUGUUGAUCCUCAAGGACGUGACAAAGGCUUUGUUAAGGUUUAUGCACAAACGGAACAUGAUAUUGAGGUUGCUAGACGUCUUCUUAGUCUUCAUUUGAGUCAUACUGCUGGUAAUUCUCCAGUUGUGGUUGCCCCAGAUGCUCCCCUUACAAUCUUGCCUUACGAUUUUCGUGACGAACGUCCCUGGGAUUUCUUUUCUACGCCUUAUCGCCUAGGUGCCCUCAAAGACUUUGCAGAUGGUCACGAGCGCAUUGAUAUACCGCAAGAGCGCCUCUUUGAGGCUACUAAUUUGUUGAGUAAUUCCAGUGACGAUGUUGUUGAAAUCGAAUUGGGUCAUUAUCUAUACCAACAGGAAGAAAAUUACGUGGCAAAGACCGAAAUUGACACAUCUGCAUUGCCCACUCCACGGUUUAUCCCAUCCGUUAACCCAGCAGCACUCAAGAUCGCAAACAAAGGCGAGAGCCCUGAGUUGCGUCUCGUAUAUUCGUUAAUAGGAGAAAACGGAGAAAAGCUGUCAUUUAUCAGCCUCCUCAGUCAGACAAUGGACGGUCAUGCCAGGUUAACGCAAUCACUUCACAGUGUGACUCAAGAGGGUCUUGUUUUACCUGGAUGUCCAACCGACGCUCGUAUAAGUAAACAUCACAAGCUUGACACCUAUCACGGUCUUGAUCACUCAUUGGGAAGCUGGCUAAAAGAUGUAGAGGCUACCAAUAGGAUGCCACCUCUAAGUCUGAUGGAUGAAAGAGGCCUAGAGUGGCAUCUCGAACAGCAUCUUAUCAUUCAUUCUGCCGAGGUCGAGAUAACGCCAGGUUUAUCAUUGCGCAGGGAGAGUGUAGUGAAUAAUGAAAGCAAUCAGUCUCAUGAAGCUGCUAGUAUUGUCAUAGAAGAAGGAAGCACCAUAGAUAAAGAAAGUAUCUAUGAGAUUUUAACUCAAAAAUGGGCAUUUGUCUACGACCAAAUCAAAUGGAGUAGACCACCACGUGAAUAUCAACCAGAAGAAAGUCUGUAAGAACUCAUAAUGCAUUAAAUUAUUAUUACUUAAGUAUAGGCCAUCCAUGGCUAUACAAUCGUUUCCAUAUGCUUCCUCUAUCGAUGUUAAUAUGUUUUUUCAUAUAAUUGCUGUCUGGGGAUUUCAUACCGAGCUUUAUCCGUCUGAUCCUGGCCAAACGUCUUAAACAAGCGAAGGUGACACCUGCUGAGAGAAUAGCUGUGAAUGCAGAAACGCUAUAGAACGCGUAAGGGUUUUCUUCGAGGUGUGAUUGCAAAUUCAUGCCGAACAAUCCCGCAAAAAGAGUACCUGCGCCAAUUCCAAGUGUCGCUAUUGAAACUUUUAAAUCUAGUGCGAGAAGCGCAUUUCUGUUACUGUCUAGAAUCAACUCGACAAUUUCCUGAGUGCUUGUCACAUUAGCGUCCAGGGCGUCUGCUUCAGUGACAAUCUCCUCAAUCUGCUUGGAGGCACUUUCGAGAAGCAUCUCAAGCUCGUCAUGAUCAUGCUCUUGUCGUGGUUGGCCGGCUUUCUUGUCCGUUAAAUACAUCGAUGCGAGAUCUUCGUCAUUUUUCAGAACUUCUUCUAUAGCCUCAUGUACGAGCGUUGCUCUAUUGCGCAAACCGGAUAAUUUGCGUGAGUAGUGAAGUAAAUUUUUCAACUUCUCGCGCUCUAUGUCGUCUUCUAAGUCAAGUAGUAAAUCAGAUACCAAGCGAGUUGUUAUGUCCAUUUCUGAUUCGAGAGCAGCUGAUAUACUCAAUAGAAUGCUCUCCAAUGCGCGAAAUUCGUAAGGCAUUGCUGAACGUACAUCCCGGAGAUUGUGUUCAAGGUUGUAUAGAAAAACACUCUGUAAACGCGUAUCAACGCUGCCUAUUGGAUCGAAUAAUAGUACUGCAUCACUCUUAACCAAAGCCCGAACAUGG